Culex quinquefasciatus (southern house mosquito) is the source of this 1227-nucleotide messenger RNA. RefSeq names its product axoneme-associated protein mst101(2)-like. Gene Ontology annotation, cellular component: nucleus. NCBI's taxonomy places the organism in Eukaryota, Metazoa, Arthropoda, Insecta, Diptera, Culicidae. The transcript is spliced from 6 exons. The record is from RefSeq and is a predicted model, not a curated record. The coding region runs from base 1 to 1227 and encodes 408 amino acids.
AUGACGGUAGGUUGGAAGGUCAAGGAAAAGGCGCGGAAAGAGGAGGGGAAGGACGUAGAACGACAACCGUCCAGGACUUCCCGAGAUUCGUCCUAUUGCCCGGACAACUUCAAAGUGAACGAGUGCACGGUAACCAGUACCGUUAGAAGUGUCCCAGCUAGAACCAGGAAGGAGCUGGAGGACAUCAGGACCCCUCGUACUUCGUACGCCAAAAACCCAGUCCGCAACCGGACGUGGACCCGUGUCGAGCCUGCGCCUCAUCCGGGUAUCCCGGACACCCUCGAUGGUGCUCCGAAGGUCCCGGUCGAGCACGCCAUCCAGUACACCAACCCCGGAGGCUGCGCCACGAUACGGCGAGCGCCGGAGCUGCAGCCAGCGGCUGCGCCGCAUGACGGCGAGAAGCAGCAACCACAACAGAAGGAGAGGAAGCGGCGUCCCCGGAAGCUGAGUCGGAGAACGGGGCCCCAAGAAGAAGAAAGGAACAAGCGAACAAGCGAACAAGCGAACAAGCGAACAAGCGAACAAGCGAACAAGCGAACAAGCGAACAAGCGAACAAGCGAACAAGCGAACAAGCGAACAAGCGAACAAGCGAACAAGCGAACAAGCGAACAAGCGAACAAGCGAACAAGCGAACAAGCGAACAAGCGAACAAGCGAACAAGCGAACAAGCGAACAAGCGAACAAGCGAACAAGCGAACAAGCGAACAAGCGAACAAGCGAACAAGCGAACAAGCGAACAAGCGAACAAGCGAACAAGCGAACAAGCGAACAAGCGAACAAGCGAACAAGCGAACAAGCGAACAAGCGAACAAGCGAACAAGCGAACAAGCGAACAAGCGAACAAGCGAACAAGCGAACAAGCGAACAAGCGAACAAGCGAACAAGCGAACAAGCGAACAAGCGAACAAGCGAACAAGCGAACAAGCGAACAAGCGAACAAGCGAACAAGCGAACAAGCGAACAAGCGAACAAGUGAACAAGUGAACAAGCGAACAAGCGAACAAGCGAACAAGCGAACAAGCGAACAAGCGAACAAGCGAACAAGCGAACAAGCGAACAAGCGAACAAGCGAACAAGCGAACAAGCGAACAAGCGAACAAGCGAACAAGCGAACAAGCGAACAAGCGAACAAGCGAACAAGCGAACAAGCGAACAAGCGAACAAGCGAACAAGCGAACAAGCGAACAAAUGACGACGAUGAUGAUGAUGGUUUCCUUUGCGUCUGA